This is a messenger RNA of Arachis duranensis, 2116 nucleotides long. Its product is annotated as protein-tyrosine sulfotransferase. Gene Ontology annotation, cellular component: membrane. Bases 422 to 1891 code for a protein of 489 amino acids. Lineage: Eukaryota; Viridiplantae; Streptophyta; Magnoliopsida; Fabales; Fabaceae. The record is from RefSeq and is a predicted model, not a curated record. The transcript is spliced from 13 exons. Gene Ontology annotation, molecular function: heparan sulfate 6-sulfotransferase activity.
UUUUAUUGUAAUUAUAUCCCUCUCACCGGCACCGCAGCAGUCGUCGCGUCGCGCGCCUGAGAAACCUCAGAGAACGUUGUCGUCGGGCGAGAGGCAGCGCCGUCGCCGUUCAGAGGAGAGUCAUCUUCGUCGGCGUCCAGAGGAGAGUUCAGCCUGGCAAUAUUACCAUUUUGCCCAUCAUUCCCAGAGAGAUUGCACAGUAGCUUGCAGUAGCUGAAAGCCUGAAACAGUGAAAACAAGACUCUCCUCAGAACCUUUCAUUCUCUUUUGUUUUGUGUUGUGUUGUUCAUUACUUCACUGCCAAUAAUUGUUGUCGCAAAUUCCUUUUCCCGGAAAAAAGAAGGUCUCCUUUUUCUCAACCAACAACAAGGUUUUGUUUCCAGUGGGUCCUCCUCGAUCUUGUGGAUUAGGGAUUUCGUGCAUGGAUCCUGCUCUCAAGCUCUGUGCUUUGCUGGUUCUUAAUUUAUUAGUGAAUGAUGCUUUUGCAAGUGAUUUUGGGCACUGUGAGAGAGUUGUUAAGAGUUGGGCAUACACUUCCCUUGAUAAUGAAAUCAGGGAGGAUAAACACACGCUGGGGGAUUUGCUGUUCUUCCUCCAUGUGCCUAGGACGGGAGGGCGGACAUAUUUCCACUGUUUCUUGAAAAAAUUGUAUCCCAACUCUCUGGAAUGCCCUCGCUCUUAUGAUAAGUUGCGCUUUGAUCCAAGCAAACCAAAAUGCAGGCUGUUAGUUACACAUGAUGACUAUAGCAUAACAUCCAAACUUCCAAAGGCGAGAACUUCAGUUGUUACCAUACUUAGGGAUCCGGUAGAUCGUGUCUUUAGUAUGUAUGAAUUUUCAAUAGAGGUUGCAGCUAGAUUUUUGGUGCAUCCCAACUUGACAUCUGCAACACAAAUGACUUUACGCUUGCGCUCUAAGACCAAAGGAGUUAGUACACUGGAUAUCUGGCCAUGGAAGUAUCUGGUUCCAUGGAUGCGGCAAGAUCUUUUUGAAAGGAGAGAUGCAAGGCGCAGAAACGGACAGCAUAUAAUAGAGAAGGAUGAUUAUUAUGACAUGGAAGAUUUUGCAAUGCCAUUAUAUGAAUACAUCAAUCAUCCUGCAGCCAGGGAUAUUGUACAUAACGGAGCCACAUUCCAAGUUGCAGGUUUGACGAACAAUUCUUAUCUGGCAGAAGCACACGAAGUGCGCCAUUGUGUACAGAAGUACAAGAUUCUUGGCAAAUAUGUGCUACAAGUUGCAAAGAAGAAACUGGAUAAUAUGUUAUAUGUUGGUCUUACUGAAGAGCAUAGAGAAUCUGCAACUAUGUUUGCAAAUGUGGUUGGUGCUCAGGUUAUAUCACAGCUUAAUGCUCCAAACACUACCCUGGAGCUUGUUGAUAAAACAGAACAGAGUUCAGUUUUGGAUUUUGAUCCUGAUAGCAGUGAACAUCAGAAUAGUACCUCAGAGACAGUAGCAAGUGAGGUUACUUCAAGUGACAGUGGUGAAGCAACAAAGUUGAAGAUGUCUGCUAAAGAGCUCAUGGAUGCUUAUGAAGGCUGCAUCUCUAAUUUACGCAAGGCCCAGUCAAGCCGGCGUAUCGCUUCUUUGAAGGGGAUUUCUCCAGUGAACUUUACUAAGGAGGCACGGCUUCGAGUUAGUGAAGAUGUUCUCCAAGAGAUACGGUCUCUUAAUGACCUGGACUUAGAGCUUUACGAGUAUGCAAGAGCCAUUUUCGAUAAACAACAUAAAGCUACAAUGCGGAUGUUCACUGAGCAGAGAUGGGACAAUAUAUCAAGCAAUGCCUCUGAAAUCACUUUCUGGAAGUUCCUUCCAUUGGCAAUUACUUUUGCCUUCCUCAUUUUCGUAUCGCUACUAAUUGUAAAUGUGAGAAGAAGAACGUUGAAGAUUAAGUAAGAACUGUACUAAAGUGCCAUCUUUUUGUUCCUAGUUUUGUCCCUUCAUAUAGAAAGCUCAAUUCUCAAGUCUUGGUUGGGGGUUCUUUCUGUUUUAACCAUUUAGACAUUUCGGUGCAACUAUAAACUGUUAUGAUCAUGAUGGUAUUUUUGUACCAACCAGUUCUACACAUACAAGUAUAUGAUUAUAAGGAAAAUUCAGAGCAAUAGAUUGGGCCCUUAUUUA